This is a messenger RNA of Moneuplotes crassus, 614 nucleotides long. The record is from the annotation of a GenBank genome assembly. NCBI's taxonomy places the organism in Eukaryota, Ciliophora, Spirotrichea, Euplotida, Euplotidae.
AUGUCAGGACUUGGGUGGUGCGGUCAGAGCUCGUUCUUACCUACAAAGAGUAGAGAAAUCAAAGUAGAUAACAAAUCGAUGGGAGCCUUAGCUGAUAUCAUUAAGAAAUCAAAAAACAACCGCCAAGAGCCUGAAAAGAAGAGGAAAAGGAGAAAGAGAAAGCAUAGUAAUGAUUAUGAAGACAUUGACUACAGCAAACUCAAGGUCAGAAACUCUAAGCUUGAUGAUAUCAAAAGAGAAUUCAAAGUUCAAAAGACUAUGGAAGAAGACGAACCUUGAGCUGAUCCCAGCGUCCAACAGGAACCUAGCAAAGAAGAUAAGUUUGAAGACUUUAAAGAUAAGAUAAAAGAUGGUAAAGGUCCAGAAACUACUGAAGAAAUCGACUUCAUCAGACAAAAGCUAACCCAAAAAGCUCAGUUAUACGAUGCUUUGGCUUCAUCUUCUGACACUAAAAUAGUAGGAGCCAAUGCACAGGAGCUAACUCUCAAUGGGGAUAUAUUAGUCAACUUUGAACAGAAGAAAGAAGAGGAGGAACUCCGCAAGCUAGAUCCUAAGAACAAGUAUGCAGAGUUUAGCAGGUAUAAAAUCAAGAGGAAGAAGAAGUAGAAGCCAGU